AGAAAAACUCUAUCAUCAACGCAGACGCCCAUUCCAACAACGGUCAUUCAUCCAACUCCUUCUUUCAGUCUCUGGUCCCGCUAGCUGUAGGUACUAGGUGGCUGUGUCUUGCACAUCUCAACGUCUAUCGAUCUACCGAGACGGUUGGACCAUUUCUGCAGACCCGUGUGUCAUUCCGCUACGGAGAGGAAUACUAGUAUUUUGCAUGUGCUGCGGAGAAAAUUUUGCCUCGGAUAGGUUUCUCUGAACGGAGAGGUGCACCGGCAUCUCGUAUCAAAAUCAGUAAAGGAAUAAGGGGUGAUUUGGAGGUGGGGUAGUGAUCAUGUCUGCGUCUUCAGCGUCUCACUACGCCCCGCCAGGCUCCGCAGAGGACCGCAAUCGUCGAUGCGAAGUGGUCGUCGAUGGCCCGACCAUAGCGCAGCAGUCCAGCGCUCGUUCUAACGCCAGCGCUGGCAAGAAUCUGGCGAGCGGUGCACGUUCUACGACCACCGCCGCUGCAGCGCCGCCAUCCGUGAUGCGCACGGCGAAGGCGUACGUGCGGACUAGGCCGAGUCAGCGAUUUGCCAACGAUCGCAUCCUCAUCCAGAAAGAGCUGGGACAAGAAGCGAUCACUAUCUUGAAGCCACGCAACCCGGAUGCUGCACACUUCCUGAGGGAUCAUACCAUAGCGCAUACUUAUGGAAUGGACGGUGUAUUGCACAAUGCGUCCCAGGAAGAGGUGUACAAGACGGUGUGCGAGCCAAUCAUGAAAAACGUUCUUGAUGGGUACAAUGGUGCCGUGAUCUGCAAUGGCCAGGUGGGUAGUGGCAAGACGCACACCAUAACCGGCUCGGUGGAGAACUUUGACGAACGCGGCCUCGUACCCAGAGCACUAUCACACGCAUUUGGUGAGCAGCACGAUGUACCGGAGAAUGAGUUCCGCUUCCAUAUAUCGUACAUGGAGUUGUAUAACGAUGACGUUCACGACCUGCUGUCGGGACUACCCAGCACAACCUACGCCGAUAUUGCACAGCCGCCACUGAGAAAGCUGCCCGUAACGGAGUCCAAGGAAGGCGUUGUAGCAGUGGGUGGUCUCAGAAUUAAGGAGGUUUUCUCACUGGACGAUGCUCUCAAUUGCCUCUUUGAGGGCGAUGUCUACCGUGCCAAAUCCCAGCACGUUCUCAAUCCGGUCUCGUCACGUUCACACACCCUCCUGACUUUCUACAUACAACGGAACUCACUGGUCGACACUGACAGUAAGGAGACCAUGUUUAGCCGCAUUGACUUUGUGGAUCUUGCAGGCAUGGAGCGACCUAGCAAAACGCAACCCACUGGCAAGACACAGCAAGAGGCACUGCACAUUAACCGCUCAUUGUCGUUCUUAGAACAGACGCUGAGAGCAUUGUCCACAUCAUCACCAGUGGAUAAGCCGUCGCUGGCAGCAUUUCGCCAGGACAAGCUCUCGCACGUUCUCAAGCACUGUAUCGGAGGGAAUUGUCAGACCGCGUUCCUCACCAACAUACGCACCGAAGUGGAGCACGUGGAGGAAACUCUCUCCAGUCUUCAGUUUUCUGAGAAAGCUGUGUCUAUACCGAUUGCCAUGCAGACCACAGCACGGGAACCAGCCAACUUAGUUGUGCGGAAGCAGCAGCUGGAGAUCGAGCUGCUUCGUGAAGAGCUUGCAGCGCAGUCCAUUGUGUUUGGAGGCGUUGACAUCCACCAUGAGCCGUUCUCACAGCCGGAGGUGGAGCGCAUUCGCGAGAAGGUUACCGACUUUCUGGAGUCCGGUGACAUUAGUGGCUUGAAGAUUGAGAGUGUCCGCCAAACCAGGGAGAUAUUCCAGCAGUUUCGCCAACUGUACAGGGAGCAAGCUGAGACGUUUUCCAGUCAGCUAUCAGCCGCUGAGAAUGCCUUUGCUGCAUCUUACACCGCUGCCACUCUGGCUGGGCCCGACGGCGCAGGCGUUGGCGGUCUUAGCGGAACUGAGGGCGGAGGUGGAGGCGGCGUUGCCACGGCAAUGAUCGACAAGACGCCACACCGUCAGGCCAAGACGAAGGAAGGCGGCAAGCAGGUCACGGUCGCCUUGGAUACCAAGCCUGUUCGGGGAGCCGGCGUGGCGGCUGCUGGUGCCGCCGGUGCCGCAGCCGGCGCUGCGCCUAUGGGCAAGAAAAGUUUCAAGACAGCCGUGACUAGCUUGAAGGGCAAGAAGGCAUCGGAUGUAGUGGCAAAGGAAGAGCCGCAGGAAACUGGAGUAGGAGACCUCAAUCCUACCAGGGAUGGCAUUGCAAUCAGGGCUAAAAAGUCUUUGCCUGCUGCAGGACAGGAUUUCGCGUUCGCCACCAAGUUGCAGGCCGAUGGCAAACCUGGCAAGAAGGUUGUCGGUGAUGGCCAGCGACCUGCGGGCUCAGCGGAGACGGGCAACCUUGCUCAGAUACCCGUUGCUAUGGAUACACCGGGCGCCACUAUUGCACCAACACAUUCCAUGGAUAAUGUGGGUAGUGGCGUAGCUAUGUCCAGUGCACUGCUACAGGACGGGUCACAGAGCAGCUUGGCGCAGACGAACACCAGUGGUUCUCUUGACGCCGCAGGAAAGAAAAUGGCGUCCGUGCUUGGCCGCUUCAUGCAGGAUUCCGACACUAAGCCGACUAAAGAGGACUAUUUUGAGUGGUACAAACAACACAAUGCCGAGGGAAAGGAACUAAACGGAGCGUUCAUACUAGCCAAGAAGCAACAGCAUGAUCAAGCCAUUCUGGUCAGGAACCAUGCGCUGGACUUGUCUAAGUUCAAGGACGCCAUUGGAGAAAUUCAGCAACUUCUCGCAGCGGGAACAGCAAAAGAGGCGCUUGAAACUGCAACAGGCAUUCCACAACUACAGCACAUCAAAGGUCUGUCCAAGAUGAUCAGCUCUCUUCCACAUGCCCAAUGCGUGGAACAGAUCACAGCAGUGUACAAGACUGAACUCGGGAAGCUAGCCAUGGAACGGGCCGAUCUGAACCAGCUCAAGGAGACGGUGCAGGACAAGCGCAGAACGCUGCUGAGCGCGUUCGAAGCAAUAGACGCUGAAUGCAACGAGGAGUCGCAGCUUCUCCUUGCUGCAGCGAAGGCGCAGGCUUCCGGGGCAAUGGCCCCGGGCAGCCUGUGCAGCCUCAGCGGCGAAAACAGCUGCGCCACCAUCCUGGAAGCCGACGAGGAUAAAGAUCGCGAGGACGAGGACGACGACGUGGAGGAUCUGACCCAGACGGAGGGCUUUGGCGUCGCCGACAAUGUAGCCUUGGAUACCAUGGUGGGACACUUGACCGGCUCCAAAGCUCCGACGUUUGCAAACAUGAGCACGGAUCCCAGAGAGAACGCCCGCGCUGCAUUCGACAAUGCGCGGGUUCGUGCCAGAAAGCGGGAGAAUCAAAUCCUACGCAAGACGGGCCACAAGCCCGGUGCAAUCAUCAAGGCUAAGCCAGCGCCGACCUCUACUCUGCGAUCCAUUUGAUCAAGUGCUACGUGCAUGCAUAGGAGGAGCCGAGUGUGGAGGUGUACGUAUUGAGUUGCAUGGUGUGAGCUUUUCUCCUGUGGCUCUCCACAUCAGCUUUACCAGUAUGUACUGCACGGCGUGAAUGUUUCUCCUGCCACCCAAUCGGCUAAGCCACUAUGUACUGCGUGGAAUGUUCCUAUGGGCUAGUGGCCGUCACAACAUGGCUGUUGUCUGCCUUGAGAUGAUAUGCUGACGCGGUUUGGUGUCUGCUCGGACAGCCACACGUCACUCAUCUGCAUUGUGCAUGGGACAGUAUGAGGUGCUGCUAGCGGAUAUCCUGUGGUUGGUUCAUACGCGCUCGACUCCCUGCAACGAUUCGCGUGUGCAUGGUUUGAAGAUUCGGGUUUGCUGCUUCUGUCAGCGCAACGAUGGCGUGCUGGUUUACACGUGACUGUAGUAGCCGGUUGACUAAGAUAAUGAACUUGACUUGGCGGGGAUUCCAGCUGCACUGGACAAACGUAAUUGUAGGUAUGCUUGAAGUAUUUAGCCUGCACAGCAGCAACCGACCUGAAAGACACACAGUGCUUGUUUUGGAGACGCUGAGGAGCUAAUACUGCUCAUGGCACCGUGGAAUAAUACUGCAUUCAUGUCUUUCUAAGGCGGUUUUAUGACCUGUCCGUCUUGCAAUAUCGAGAAUAAUGGAAUCCCGUCUUUUCACAUUAAUAGUAGUCAUAGUGCAUGGUACAGGCCAGUUAGCUGUUUACUGCUACUUCUGGUCCCGAAAACAUAAUUCCCUGGGACCCACCAUCACCAUAGAGAGUACCUUUCCUGCCGUCUUGUUCCAAUACAACACGUUUUUAAACUUUUGAUAUACCGGUAUGCUUAUCAGAUAAUGUUGAAUAUUGAAUAUCAAACACUAA
Sycon ciliatum is the source of this 4365-nucleotide messenger RNA. RefSeq lists its product as uncharacterized. Gene Ontology annotation, cellular component: kinesin complex; microtubule. Gene Ontology annotation, biological process: microtubule-based movement. The transcript is spliced from 28 exons. Lineage: Eukaryota; Metazoa; Porifera; Calcarea; Leucosolenida; Sycettidae. The record is from RefSeq and is a predicted model, not a curated record. Bases 323 to 3463 code for a protein of 1046 amino acids. Gene Ontology annotation, molecular function: ATP hydrolysis activity; ATP binding; microtubule motor activity.